AUGCCUAAUGAGGUCGCGACUGACUCCCCUUCAAACACUGCGAACACCGCGGACACGGGAGUCACUGAGCUCAUCAAUGCUUCUGGCCACGUACAGGAACUCGAGCGGAACUUUAGCCUUCUCGCCGCUGCUGGGGUCGGGCUUGUAGUUGGCACCGUAUGGCCGGCUGUCGGGGGGUCGAUCCUCGUCGCCAUCUUCAACGGCGGUCCUCCAGGAGUCAUCUAUGAGUUCAUUGCAGUUUCGGUUUUCUACUGGAUAGUGGCUGCCUCUUUGGCGGAAUUGGCCUCAGCCAUACCUUCCAGCGCUGGGGUUUAUCAUUGGGCUUCAGUAACUCCAGGCAAAAAAUGGGGUCGCCUGGUUGGAUUCUUUGCCGGAUACUGGAACUGGCUGGCAUGGGUGUUUGGUGCAGCAUCAAUGAGCUUCAUCCUCGCGAACACGUUCGUGCAGAUGUAUGCUCUCGAGCACAGCGACUUCACUGCGAAGCGGUGGCAUGUCUUUGUGACUUAUCUGAUUGUAACCUGGAUUGCCUGCCUGUGCGUCUGCCUGUUCAACAGGGCGAUGCCUUAUUUGAACACUGUAGGCAUCGUCCUCCUUCUGGGCGGUCUCCUAGUUACUAUUAUCGUUGUGGCCGCAAUGCCAGGAUCCGGCGGACAUCCACCACAUGCCUCCUCUAGUUUUGUUUGGACCGAAUGGACUGCUGACAUAGGAUAUCCUAAUGGGUUUGUGUUUGUUGCCGGAAUGCUGAACGGCGCAUACUCUGUCGGAACGCCAGAUGCCGUGAGUCACAUCGCCGAAGAGGUUCCGUAUCCUAGCAAGAACAUUCCAAUCGCCAUCGGGCUGCAGAUGAGCAUCGGAUUCGUCAGCGGACUCUGCUAUAUCAUCGCGAUCAUGUAUGCAAUCAACGACUACGAAGCUCUGUUCAAUGCGCCGUUCCCACUUGCCGAGAUAUAUCGCCAGGCAACCGGGUCAGCUGGAGGUGCCAUUGGCUUGCUGUGUCCAUUCCUCUUCUGCAUCGCAACCUGCUUGGUAGGAGUAUAUAUCACAGCCGGCAGGACAUUAUGGACGCUCGGACGAGACGGUGCGACUCCGUUUCCUCAGUAUAUCAGCAAAGUGUCCCAGAGGUUCGAAAUGCCUCUCUAUGCAACUCUAGUGUGUGGCUGUCUGGUGACUGUUCUGGGCUGCAUCUAUGUUGGGAGUGCUACGGCCUUCAAUGCAUUCGUUGGCAGCUUCGUGCUAAUGUCUUCUUCAAGCUAUAUCGCAGCCAUCCUUCCUCAUCUUCUGACCGGUCGCAAAAACGUCAAAUUUGGCCCGUUUCAACUGGGAAAAUUUGGUGUCGCGCUGAAUAUGAUUGCGUGUGGAUACAUGAUCGUCUGGUUCGUCAUUUACUGUUUUCCUUUCGCUUUGCCCACGAAUGCGGAAACCAUGAAUUAUGCCUGUUUGAUCUGGGGAGGUCUGACGACCUUCGUCACGGUUUGGUGGUUCCUUGGUGCAAGAAAAGACUAUGUUGGACCCAAACCCGCUGGAGGGGUAGAACACGAGGUUGAACACGUGAGAAGAGCUAGUGUAGAGAAGCGAGUUUCAGUGUAG
Messenger RNA from Cladophialophora psammophila CBS 110553, 1587 nucleotides. RefSeq lists its product as uncharacterized. Lineage: Eukaryota; Fungi; Ascomycota; Eurotiomycetes; Chaetothyriales; Herpotrichiellaceae. Gene Ontology annotation, cellular component: membrane. The coding region runs from base 1 to 1587 and encodes 528 amino acids. The record is from RefSeq and is a predicted model, not a curated record. Gene Ontology annotation, biological process: amino acid transport; transmembrane transport. The transcript is spliced from 9 exons. Gene Ontology annotation, molecular function: transmembrane transporter activity.